AUCGAGUAGUUUGGUGACGGCAAACUAAUACGCGAAAUAUAUGCGGAAUGGCGUUUGCAAUAAAUAAAAAACCAUUUUGAAGUGCAUUUUAUUAGAUUUUAAGUGUACAAAUUUGCAUGGAACAGUGUUACGGCUCAAGCAUUAUCCAUAACAUAAAUUUGAAAAAACGUGCGUAAAACGACGGCCACGCAAAAAUGGCGGAUCCUCUCAGUUUACUCCGCCAAUAUAACAUAAACAAAAAGGAGAUAAUUGAGCGUGAGAAUCAAAUCAUAUUCGGUGAAUUCUCCUGGCCGAAGAAUGUCAAGACUAACUAUCUCAAAUAUGGCUCCGGCAAGAAGGGCGCUCCACGUGAAUACUACACGCUGGAGUGCUUGCUAUAUCUGCUCAAGAAUGUUAUGCUGCAGCACUCGGUAUAUGUGCGUCAGUGUGCCGCCGAAGAUAUACCGGCUGUGAAUCGUCCGGAUCGUAAGGAACUGCUCGCCUAUCUCAAUGGCGAGACAUCCACCUGUGCCAGCAUUGACAAAAGUGCGCCCCUCGAGAUACCCACGCAGGUGAAACGCGCCGCCGAUGGGGAUGCUAUCAGUGGCGAGUCGGCGGCCAAAAAGGCGCGCUUUGAGGAGACACAGGUGCAGAAGGUGCGCGAACAAUUGGCCGCUCGCUGGGAUGUCAACCAAAAAGAGACCGCUGUCAACAUGGACAAUAUUAAAUCACUGUCAGAGACUAUGUCGGUUGAGAAAAUUGCGGCCAUUAAAGCGAAACGCUUGGCAAAUAAGCGAACGACUAUUAAACGCACCGAUAACGAGGAAGCCAUGGGCACGGAUUUGCGUGCCAUUCUCGACUACGACGUCGACUCCACUAAGGAUAUUAUCAGUCGUGAGCGGCAGUGGCGUACACGUACUUCUGUUCUGCAGAGUACAGGCAAGAUAUUUGCCAAAAACAUUUUUGCCUUGCUCCAAGGUAUAAAGGCACGGGAAGAGGGACGUAAUCGUCCACCCACACAAACUGCCAUCAAAAUGCCCGAACCGCGUAUAUCUAAGCCUCAGCCACAGCUCUCGCAAUAUAAUCGUUACGAUCAGGAGCGCUUUAAUCGUCAGAAGGAGGAAACUGAGGGCUUCAAAAUCGAUACGCUGGGUACCUAUCAUGGCAUGUCGCUGAAAUCAGUGACGGAGGGCUCGUUGGCUCAGCGCAAGGCGCAAGGAAACAUGCCGCUGCCAGGACCUGCUGUUGGACGUCCCAAAGAGCUGUUGCCCACCGCACAGGCUCGCCAACUGCCAGCUGCGAAUGGCCCGAAUAAGCGUCCUUCGCGCACCCCCAUCAUUAUCAUACCGUCUGCCAAUACAAGCCUUAUAACCAUGCUGAAUGUCAAGGAUAUUCUGCAGGAAUUGCGGUUUAUGUCAACAGCAGAGAAGAAAAUGCAGGGCUGCCAGCGUGACAGUGAGGUUCUUUUGCAGCGCAAACGCAAUAAUCAGACUGUAUCCUAUCGCAUCAUUGAUAAUCCAUUGAAAUUGACGCAACAAGAUUGGCAACGCGUGGUCGCUGUUUUUGUGAUGGGCCCACAAUGGCAGUUUAAAGGCUGGCCCUGGGAUGGCAAUCCUGUGGAGAUCUUCUCGAAAAUUUGCGCCUUUCACUUGUGCUUUAGUGAACUGAAAUUGGAUUCAAAUGUGGAGCGUUGGUCAGUGACACUGUUGCGACUAUCGCAAAAUAAGCGGCAUUUGGAUCGCGCUGUCCUCAGUAAAUUCUGGGAAACAUUGGAUAGAUAUAUGUUGAAAUAUAAACCCGACUUGCGGUUUUAAAUUCGCUUCUACCCAUAUUAAAACAAAUCGUUUGACAGACAACCCUUUAGUUUAGUUCGCAACAUGAUUUAGAAGUAGUAGUUCUUUAACGUUUAGCUGCAUCCUGCAAAUGCAUAACUACGUACAACAUUUCGCAAUAACUUUCCCGCAUUGACCGCGUUUUCAAUUAUGCUUGAUUCUUUGGAUUACAGAGAGGAGCUCCUCACAAGACCUUUGUAAUUUGUAUUUCAUUUGAUUUAAUUAGGAAGUAAACAAACAAAUCAGUUUGUUAAUCAAUUGUAAAAUGUAAACUAUGCAUGCUAAACUUUAAAAAAAUUGUAUACAUAAUUAGUUGUAAUAAAAGUUAUAAGUGAAA
Messenger RNA from Scaptodrosophila lebanonensis, 2148 nucleotides. It is a transcript of the gene hyx, whose product is annotated as parafibromin. The coding region runs from base 195 to 1793 and encodes 532 amino acids. Gene Ontology annotation, molecular function: RNA polymerase II complex binding. Lineage: Eukaryota; Metazoa; Arthropoda; Insecta; Diptera; Drosophilidae. Gene Ontology annotation, cellular component: Cdc73/Paf1 complex. The record is from RefSeq and is a predicted model, not a curated record. Gene Ontology annotation, biological process: positive regulation of transcription elongation by RNA polymerase II; transcription elongation by RNA polymerase II. The transcript is spliced from 6 exons.